Molecule: messenger RNA, 1554 nt
Organism: Gallus gallus (chicken)
Lineage: Eukaryota; Metazoa; Chordata; Aves; Galliformes; Phasianidae
Product: junctophilin-2-like
Cellular component (GO): junctional membrane complex; sarcoplasmic reticulum; endoplasmic reticulum membrane
Source: RefSeq, a predicted model, not a curated record
GGGCCUGCAUCCGGGCGGCGCCGGGCUGCGGUGAGGCGGAGAGCGGCGUGCGGAACCUACCAGGGCCAGUUCACCAACGGCAUGCGGCACGGCUACGGCGUGCGGCAGAGCGUGCCCUACGGCAUGGCUUCGGUGGUGCGCUCCCCGCUGCGCACCUCCCUGUCCUCCCUGCGCAGCGAGCACAGCAAUGGCACGCUGCCGCAGCAGGACUCCCCCGCCGCCCACCCCGAGAGCCUGCCCGCAUCGCCCACCAUCACCCGCGGCGGCUUCGCCCUCAGCCUCUACGCCGAGGCCGGCAAGGUGAAGAAGGGGGGUCUGUUCCGCAGGGGCUCCUUGCUGGGGAAGCUGAAGAAGUCCGAGUCCAAGUCGUCGCUGGCCAGCCAGAAGAGCCGCGUCAGCUUCCUCAAGAGCGAGAGCGGGAUCAGCUCGGCCGCCAGCGAUGCCACCUCCACAGCCAGCCUGGGCGAGGGGGCGGAGGGAGAGGAGUACCCCCCCUUUGAGUCCGACAUCGACGCCACCACCACCGAGACCUACAUGGGCGAGUGGAAGAACGACAAGCGCUCGGGCUACGGAGUCAGCGAGCGCUCCAGCGGGCUGAAGUACGAGGGUGAGUGGCUGGACAACCUGCGGCACGGCUACGGCUGCACCACGCUGCCCGACGGCAAGAAGGAGGAGGGCAAAUACCGCCACAACGUCCUCGUCAAGGGCAUGAAGAAGCGCGUCAUACCUCUGAAGAGCGCCAAGAUCCGGCAGAAGGUGGAUCGGAGCGUGGAGGGGGCCCAGAGGGCAGCAGCCAUCGCCAGGCAGAAGUCGGAGAUCGCGGCAUCCAGGACAACUCAUGCCAAAGCCAAGGCUGAAGGCUCUGAGCAGGCAGCUCAGGCAGCUAACAACGAGUCGGGCAUAGCCAGGAUGAUGGCCAGGGAGCUCUCCCCAGACUUCUACCAGCCAGGCCCCGAGUACCAGAAGCGGAGGCUGCUGCAGGAGAUCAUGGAGAACGCAGAGCACGCCGUCAACAUGGAGGAAGCGACACCCCCUCAGCCCAAAGGUGCCCCGCCACCCCCAACACCUCCCGAGAGCCCCCAGCUGAACGAGCAGGAUGAGGCCCCCCGCCGACGCAGCCCAGCCCCCAGUCCCGCCGCCACCCCUCCGGAGGCCAAGCGGGCCAAGCCUCAGCAGGACGGAGCCCUGCGGCCCGGCAGCUGGGCUGGGGCGGGUGGCGGUGGGGCCUCCGAUGGCGAAGGCCGUCCGGCCUCGCAGGGCGCAGUACGGCCGGCCGAGCAGAUGGAGAUCAGGCCGCUGCAGCGCAUGGCGCGUGAGCCCGACGUCGAGCACUACAAGGGCUACCACAGCUACGCCGUCAGGACCUCCCGGUCUCCCCCACUGCGGACUAUGAGGAGGAGCCGCACUCUGAGCGUGGGCCGCCAUCCCCGGAAGCCCCAGAGAGAGCCUCAGCGGCGCGGGGGCACCCCGGUGCCCACACAGGAGCCCGCGGAGAGGCACGCGCCCCAGGCGGAGGCCAAGGCGGAGCAGCCGCAUCCCAAGGAGCUGAAGUAG